Molecule: messenger RNA, 1290 nt
Organism: Aphis gossypii (cotton aphid)
Lineage: Eukaryota; Metazoa; Arthropoda; Insecta; Hemiptera; Aphididae
Product: dual specificity protein phosphatase 3
Exons: 4
Coding region: 647-1234 (195 amino acids)
Biological process (GO): negative regulation of MAPK cascade; protein dephosphorylation
Cellular component (GO): cytoplasm
Molecular function (GO): protein tyrosine/serine/threonine phosphatase activity; MAP kinase phosphatase activity
Source: RefSeq, a predicted model, not a curated record
UGAUUUUUUUAUUAACUACGAACAGCACGAAGCCACGAACUCGCGAGCUGAUGCUGAUCACUGAGUGCUGGCUGUAGAGUGUAGGUUGUUGUCUAUAGAAUAUGUGCAAACUACAUGGUGAUUACUGAUUAUAAUAGUGGCAUAUUUCAGGUUGCGGCUAUCGCUGCUGCCCUGGACUUAUUCACUUUUUAGUUUUUACUUUAUCGUUAUUUUUAACUUACGACGAUAAUGACAAUUUAAUUAUCAUAUUAAGUUACGAAACAACGUGCGCUAUAAUUCAUUAUCGAGGGCUCUCAAAGCAUGUAUUCGGUCGUGUGACGUGCUGCUUAGAUUUUACGAUAAUUGAAAUUUAAAUAAUUUUACACUUCGUGUAAUGUGUCUCCCAUUAUUAUCGACGAUCUCUGUUACCCGUUUGGCUGCAAUUAUUAAAUAUAAAUAAAGAAUGUCUAUAAUAAUUAUCAUAGACAGUUUAAUAUAAAACGGUUGCAUGUUAUUUUAUGCAAAAGAAUAUUUUUGUAUCAAAAACAAAAACUCUGUUUCACAAUUCAAUAUGAUGUUGUCACGAGUCAUAAACAAACAACUUACAGAGUAAUUUUCUAUUAUCAAUUGAUUUUAAUUUAAAACUUAAAAUAUUUUGUUGCCAAAAAUGGAAUAUUUAUUAGCAAAAUUUCGUAAAAAAGAAUCAAAGAAAGAAAUUACUUUUGAGGAUCUGCAAGCUGUUCUUUUAAGAACUCAACCACCUCCUAAAAAAAAAAAUCUAUCUACAUGUGAUUAUAAUGAAAUUUGUCCAAAAAUAUAUGUAGGAGAUUGGAACACUGCAAAAAAUCUUAAUUUAUUGCUGUCACUGGGUAUCACGCAUGUAGUAAAUGCUGCUCAAGGUAUUGGAUUUGGUAUGGUUGAUACAAAUGAACAGUUUUAUCGUCCAUUUAAUAUUCAAUACAUGGGUUUGGCCUUGUGUGAUGAUCCUAAUGUUGCAAUAAAUGAAUAUUUUGAUAGUGUAUCAAAUUUCAUAGAUGACGCAUUAUCACAAAAAGGUAAGGUUUUGGUUCAUUGCAUAAUGGGUAUUUCAAGAUCUGCAACAAUUACAAUUGCUUAUUUAAUGAUAAAGAAAGGAUUAAGAGCUAAAGAAGCAGUGGAAAAAGUAAAAAAAGCAAGAGAUAUAAGACCUAACAAUGGAUUUCUUAAACAACUAGCUCAACUUGACAAUGACAGAGUGCAUAAUAAUAAUAUUUAACAUUGGUGCUGUAAACAUAUGAUAAUGAAAAAAAAUUAUAUUGAAUUAUUUUCAUA